AUGACUCUGAUCGAGUUUGAGAUCUACAAGAAGAUUAAACCACCCGAACUUCUCAAUCAAUCGUGGAACAAGACCAAGUUGAAACAUCGUGCUCCCAACGUGCUAAAGAUGAUCGACCGUUUCAACAACGUCUCGAUGUGGGUCGCCACAAUGAUCAUUCAAACGCAAAAGGUAAAGGCCAGAGCGAGAAUGAUGACUCGUUUCAUAAAGAUUGCCGACCAUCUCAAAGCGAUGAACAACUACAACUCAUUGAUGGCUAUCAUUGCCGGACUCAACUUCUCGUCGGUCUAUCGUCUAAAGUACACACGUGACGAACUCUCUGCACAAACGAUGCGAGUCUAUGGCGACCUCGAGAAGAUCAUGAAUUCCGAAUCGUCGUUCAAGAACUAUCGUACGCGACUCAUGGCAUCGUCGCCACCCUACCUACCCUAUCUCGGUGUGCAUCUCACCGAUCUUACCUUCAUGGAGGAGAAUCCCGAUCUCAUCAACAUGGAGGUGGCACCCAAUCGUAAGGUCGACCUCAUCAAUUUCACCAAGCGUACACUCGUAUUCAAAGUCAUUUCAAUGGUACAACAGUCACAGCAACUCUCUUACAACUUGCAGCCGGUCCACCAGAUUCAAGAGUUCCUACUGAACAUAAAGAGCGACUACAAAGGACAGAGUUUGGAUCUCUAUCAACAAGAUCUCUACCGUGAGUCUCUUAGAAGAGAACCUCGAAAAGCACAAAGAUCCGACAUUCAAUAA
Heterostelium album PN500 is the source of this 744-nucleotide messenger RNA. It is a transcript of the gene gefA, whose product is annotated as RasGEF domain-containing protein. The coding region runs from base 1 to 744 and encodes 247 amino acids. The transcript has a single exon. The record is from RefSeq and is a predicted model, not a curated record. Gene Ontology annotation, biological process: Ras protein signal transduction; positive regulation of GTPase activity. Gene Ontology annotation, cellular component: plasma membrane. Gene Ontology annotation, molecular function: guanyl-nucleotide exchange factor activity. Lineage: Eukaryota; Evosea; Eumycetozoa; Acytosteliales; Acytosteliaceae.